UUGAGUGGUUUUCUUGAACUCCGAACCCUUUUCCCUUUUUCGACUUAUCUUUUUCUCUUCCCCUGCCGUUACAAAACCUUUCAAUCUUCCUUGUUCUUCUCACUGUAAUUUUGAAUUUUUCCAUUCUUGGGGAGGAAAAAAUGGGGAGUUGUUUGAGCAAGAAGAGCACUUCUUGUUCUUCUUCUAAAUCUACUUCUACCACUGUAGUUCAAAACACAAAUCAAGAAAUCACCAAACCUAACACCCAACUGGAGAACAAGAAAGAGGUAGAGGGAGAAAAUGUGAAAAAAGAAAUCUUUGUUAUCAAACACAGAAAAAGCCAUGAAGUGGAUAGAAAGUCUGAAGAAGAAAAGGCUAGUGUUAAAAAGAUGGCUAAUGAGGCAGUUGAAUCUGCUAAAAAUGGUAACAACAACAAUGUUGGAGCAAGCAAAGAGAAUGGCAUUGUUGUUUCAGCUCCAGUGAGGACUUCAAGUUGUACUAAAGAAGAGGUUGAUGCUAUUUUGAUACAAUGUGGGAGGCUUAGCAGGAGUUCAUCCACUGGAAAGACUGGAAUUUUAGGUUCCAGUGGAUCUGAUAAUAAUGGGAAUCCUCAAAGGAGUAGAAAGUACUCUGGUUCAAAGAGGAGUUUUGAUUUUGAGAAUGGGAAUGGAAAUGAGGGGUUGCAAGAAAAUGUAGUGGAUUGUGAGGAUGAUGGAGUUCGUCGCCAUAGGCAACGCUCGCGCCAGCCUAGAACGCCUAAUUCUCCGUCUAAGGGAAGGAGGAGAACCCCGAGUAGAGAGAGAGACCAGACACAACAGCAGCAGCAGCGGUCGGGUAGUAGAGAAAGAGGCAGCAGCAGUGGAGGAGGAGGUAGAAGGGUGAGUAGAUCUCCUGGUAGAAGAUCUGAAUCACCAAUUACUACAAGCUCAAAUGGUGGAAAUAUGGCUUCUGGUAGUGCUAAUGGGAAUAAUGCUAAUGGAAAUAAUGGUGGUAGGCCAGGAAAGAUGGUAUCAGUGCCAGCUACUGUUACAUCUAUGGUGAUGGAUAAGAGCAUUGAUGUAGGUGCUGAUAAUAUUUCUGCUGCUGCUAUUAAGAGGAUUCAAGUGAAGAGAAAUGCUGAUGGACCAAGAACUGCUGCAUCUCCGCGAGCUCGGUCACCAGCAAGAGUGAAUGCAAAGGUGUUGAAUGAGAGAGAUAAUAAUAAUAAUAACGGGCAUUCAAACCAAAAUCAACAGCAGCAGCCCAUGUCCCUUAGCCGCAGCAAUUCAAGGAAACAAGAACAAUCUCCUUACAGAAGAAACCCUCUCACUGAGAUUGACACCAAUGUUGUCUUGGAGCAGAUGCCCGUGCCUGGACUGAAGGCUGUCAACAAUAAUGCCCCUUCCCAGAAGUUGAAUGCAGAAACUGUAAGCAAUGGCAAAGUCAAGGAGCAGCAGCAGAUUACAGGGAAUGUUGCAAUGAAUGUGAUUGUUUCAGGACCUGAAAGCCAUAAUAAACCCCAGAGAAGCAGGUCACUAAGGCUAUCUAGAGACCUAGAUAUCAAUCCUGAAACUCUCUCAAAUCCACCUCAAUCUUAUACUUCACUAUUGCUCGAGGACAUCCAAAAUUUCCAUCAAAAGACCAAUACCACCACCCCUGGAUUUUCCCUACCACCUUGUGUAACAAAAGCUUGCUCGAUUCUUGAUGCAGUUGCUGACCUUAACUCAACCACUAGCUCCAAUCUGUCCAGUGCUUUCUCCGAUGAUAGGAGAAGAAACCCUCCCACAUGUGAGCAAUAUAACCAGAAUGAUAAUAAGAAGAGGUUAGGGAUCAAGGAUCCAUUCAUGGAAUCUGAAGUUGCUGUGAGUGAUGACUUAAUGGAGCCAAGCAUACAGAAGUAUGUAACCUUCAGAAGAGGAACUGACAUAGAAGAUCAAGAAUCUUCAGGAAGUAACAGUGUUGUUGGUGGUCAGCAAAAUUGGCUUUCCCCUUCCUCAUGGGAACCUAAUUCAGCUGAUUCAACUGACUGUUGGCCUACUUCAAAAUCCUACAGUAGAGAUGACAACAAGAGUCCUCUAGGAUUUCAAAGGCAUGCGGUAUCCGAGAUUGGACACGACAUGGAAGAAGGCAAAAGAAGAGUGAAUGUGAAGAAGAGGGAUUCUUCUGACAACCAGCAAUCUGGAAUAGGUCGCGGCAGAGUUGGACCUAGAGGCCUUCACACGAUUUCUAUGGCUGCUUCAACUUAAAAACACCGGACAAUUUGUUAAGAUGUAUGCAGUUUGUUUGAGGAUUAGAUUUUCUAGUUGUGGUUGCACACUUUGCAACCUUUUUUUUCUUUGAACAUUGUAUGCUUUGCAACCUUUUGUUUCAUUGAUUUACUUGAAGCAGAUGUUCUUUCAUUCUA
Molecule: messenger RNA, 2362 nt
Organism: Nicotiana attenuata
Lineage: Eukaryota; Viridiplantae; Streptophyta; Magnoliopsida; Solanales; Solanaceae
Exons: 2
Coding region: 141-2204 (687 amino acids)
Source: RefSeq, a predicted model, not a curated record